Durusdinium trenchii is the source of this 666-nucleotide messenger RNA. Lineage: Eukaryota; Dinophyceae; Suessiales; Symbiodiniaceae. The record is from the annotation of a GenBank genome assembly.
AUGAAGGGUGGAUGCAGUUGGCGACAACAAGCGGACACCGAGGAAGUUGCCCGGAAAAUCUAUGUGAAGGGCAUCAAGUCAUUCACGCGCGGAAAACAUCAGUGGCCUAACCCAAUCGCUAUCAUUGGAACUGGCCAUGCUGGUUUGCGGCAGGCCAUGUUCUUCCUCAAGCACAAAGAGCACAACUUUGUGAUAUAUGACAGAAAGGCAAUUGUGGGUGGCACAUCUUGGAUCGACCAGGCCAAUGCCACCUCAAAGCUCCAGACCGAGCUUGGUACGUAUCACCUGCAGUAUGACGAGGACAAUCCUGUGCCAAAGAACAUGAGCACUUGGCCUUCCACGGCCGAGCUGCUCGAGCACUUUAAGGAGGUGGCCGAGGAGUAUGGCGUAAUGCCGUACGCCAAGAUGUGCACAAAUGUCGGGGAGAUGACCAUCAAGACGCCAACUCGUCAAGACAAUCCAGUCGACUUCCCUUCUUCCUAUGACUUAAGGUUUUCUCAGACCUAUACUCUUACAUUGGAGCCUACUGAUGGCACAGGUGAUGGUCGAGGUGACAACAUUGGGCUGACGGGUGAGCCAAGCUUCAAGGUGGACCACUCCGCUGUUAUCAUGUACCCGGGCAACCUCACCCUGCCCAAGCGCUUUGAUUUGAAGGGUGAGGAGUGA